Bufo bufo (common toad) is the source of this 1404-nucleotide messenger RNA. RefSeq names its product phosphoribosyl pyrophosphate synthetase 2 (gene PRPS2). Gene Ontology annotation, cellular component: ribose phosphate diphosphokinase complex; cytoplasm. Bases 193 to 1149 code for a protein of 318 amino acids. The transcript has 7 exons. Gene Ontology annotation, molecular function: magnesium ion binding; ribose phosphate diphosphokinase activity. The record is from RefSeq and is a predicted model, not a curated record. Gene Ontology annotation, biological process: 5-phosphoribose 1-diphosphate biosynthetic process; ribonucleoside monophosphate biosynthetic process; purine nucleotide biosynthetic process. Lineage: Eukaryota; Metazoa; Chordata; Amphibia; Anura; Bufonidae.
AGGACCUUCCGCCAUCACUUCCUCUCCAGCUUCCCCCACAUGACACCGAGCAGUGCGCCGUGAUAGCAGGAGAGAGGACAGCUCAGCGCCAGCCUUCUCCUCAGCCGCGGGACCGCGGUCCUCACCGUCUGCUCCGGGCUCACCCCCCGCUCCUCCAUUCCCCUCGUAGCUGCAGCCCUGCACACAGCCGCCAUGCCUAAUAUCGUGCUGUUCAGCGGCAGCUCUCAUCAGGAUCUCUCCCAGAAAGUGGCAGACCGCCUGGGGCUUGAGCUGGGCAAGGUGGUCACCAAGAAGUUCAGCAACCAGGAGACCAGUGUAGAGAUCGGUGAGAGCGUAAGAGGGGAAGAUGUGUAUAUCGUACAGAGUGGCUGCGGCGAGAUCAACGACAACCUAAUGGAACUACUGAUCAUGAUAAACGCCUGCAAGAUUGCAUCUUCUUCCCGAGUUACAGCUGUCAUUCCAUGUUUUCCAUAUGCUCGACAAGACAAAAAAGACAAGAGCCGUGCCCCAAUAUCUGCGAAGCUGGUGGCAAACAUGCUUUCUGUUGCUGGAGCUGAUCACAUUAUCACCAUGGAUCUCCAUGCCUCUCAGAUACAGGGUUUCUUUGACAUACCUGUAGACAAUCUGUAUGCUGAACCUGCAGUACUCCAGUGGGUUAAGGAGAACAUUCCUGAAUGGAAGAACAGUAUCAUUGUGUCUCCUGAUGCUGGCGGUGCCAAGAGAGUGACUUCGAUUGCGGACCGACUUAAUGUUGAAUUUGCACUAAUCCAUAAAGAACGGAAGAAAGCCAAUGAGGUCGAUAGAAUGGUGUUGGUUGGAGAUGUAAAAGACCGCAUUGCUAUUCUCGUGGACGAUAUGGCUGACACAUGUGGCACUAUAUGCCAUGCUGCUGACAAGUUACUCUCUGCUGGCGCCACAAAAGUUUAUGCAAUUUUAACACAUGGUAUUUUCUCUGGACCUGCAAUUUCACGGAUCAAUAAUGCAGCGUUUGAAGCUGUAGUCGUAACUAACACAAUCCCACAAGAAGAUAAAAUGAAGCACUGCUCAAAGAUCCAGGUCAUCGACAUAUCCAUGAUUUUAGCGGAGGCGAUUAGGAGGACGCAUAACGGUGAAUCUGUGUCAUACCUCUUCAGCCAUGUCCCAUUAUAAAAGAUGUAUUUCUUGCAUGCAACAAUCUUCUACAUUUUUUUUACGCAGAUUUAACCAAAAGCCAGACAAUAAAAUGCCUGUUAGCAUUUCAAAGAAACUGUACCUUUCCCCCAUCCUUGGAAGUGUGUGGAUUAGCAAGACAAUAGUAUUUUGAAUGCUUUCUCCAUAUGGCAGUGCGGAAGGCAAUCCUUGGGUUCAAACUGGUCAUACCUUUCUGAUUUAUAUUUAAUAAAACCUUUUGUGGAUGUCUUUGGG